AUGGAGGCUACGAUGGAGAAGAGUAAAGCUCAGCCACCAAAGAACCUUUUUACUGUUUCCUCCACAGUGUCUUCUCUAAAGGUCGUGCUUCUGGGUAAAACUGGUUCUGGAAAGAGUGCCUCAGCAAACACCAUCCUGGGGAGGAAAGCCUUUAAAGUGGAUGUCUCAUUUGUAUCUGUGACUAAAAUGUGCAGUAAUCAACAUACUGUAGUGAAUGGUAGAGAAAUUACAGUGAUUGAUACACCAGGAUUGUGUGAUACAAAGAUGUCUGCAAAACAGCUGAAGCGUGAGCUGGAGAAGUGUGUUGAGCUGUCUCUCCCUGGGCCUCAUGCCUUCCUGCUGGUGAUCAGAUUAGAUGUGAGGUUCACAGAGGAGGAGAGGAAUGCUGUGAAGUGGAUCCAGGAGAACUUUGGUGAGGGGGCGCUGAAGUACACUAUAGUGCUCCUCACUCAUGGGGAUGUGCUGGAGGGGAAACCAGUGGAGGAUUUUCUGUGCAAAAGUCCUGAACUCUCAUCUCUUACUGAACAUUUUGGGGGUAGAUAUCAUGUCUUCAACAAUAAGAGUAAAGACAGCACUCAGGUCAGAGAGCUAAAGGAGAAAAUUGAGGCCAUGGUGAAGGAGAAUGGGGGAGCAAACUACACCAGUGAGAUGUACAAGGAGGUGCAGAGAAAGAUAAGAGAAAAGGAGGAG
Molecule: messenger RNA, 690 nt
Organism: Clupea harengus (Atlantic herring)
Lineage: Eukaryota; Metazoa; Chordata; Actinopteri; Clupeiformes; Clupeidae
Product: GTPase IMAP family member 9-like
Exons: 2
Source: RefSeq, a predicted model, not a curated record